AUGGAAAUUUGCGUGCGGAUUAACGAUGACUGCGAGAACGACUACACGUUUCAGGUGUCCAAGGAGGACACGUUCGAGUCCAAGAUCAUGAAGGUUUUCGACAAGAAUGAGGGAUUGUCCCGGUUCAUGGUGCUCAGACCAUCCAUAUUUUACAAAAAACAGCCCACGGGGCUGUCGAAGUCGAUGCAUCCGGGGUUCUUGACCGAAAACGGAUGCUUGCUAUUCCACUACGACGCGGACGAGAGGAAGUACCGUGAGCCUUUGGAGCUAAAGAACAAGAAGAUCUGGGAGCAGAUGUGGCCCGGUCAGCUGGUGCUGCCCGAGUGGGAGCUGUCCUACAGAAACAUCGCGGUAUUCGCGGCGAUCUUGCUUGGCUGGUUGUACACAGAUCUGCCCGAUGUGAUCUCGCCCACGCCUGGUAUCUGCUUCACCAACCAACUGUCGAAGCGUAUCAUGGUCGUAGCGCGCUGGUACGGCUACAACGCGAUCGCGGACAAGCUUGCGGAGGAGGUCCAGGUCAACUCCGCGGGCGUAGUGGCGCAGUGGCUGUUUUUCGCGUUGCACUUUGUCAAGGUGAUAUUCGUGGCGCUGGUGUUCUACAGCGGCCUGGUCAACCCCGUCUCAUUCAACUUCCUGGACUUUUACAGCACCCGGAAGGUGGUGAUCACCAAGAACGCGGACAAGCUGAAAGAGACGCUGCGCUCGGUCGGGUGGAUCGGCGCCAAGCGCGCCACGUACGACGAGUACAGAGACACUUACUACAACUACCGUCUGGAGAAGGCGGGCGGGCUGGUGCCUGCGUACAAGAGCGGUAUAAUGCAGGUAGCCGCGAACCCGGGUGUGAACCUGGAGAAGGGCGAGGGCUUCCAGACGCCGCUGGACAAGCGGUUCACGGAGUCCACGUUCAAGACCAUGGAGAAGUCGCGCAAGUUCGUGCUGAGUGAGGAGUAUUUGAUCCAGCUGGAGAAGGACCUGAAGGAGGUGAUCAAGAAGUGCGAGGGCGACGUUCCCGCGAUCAACCAGCAGAUCCGCAAGUUCCGCCGCCUGGGCCUGUUCGAGAGCGGACCCGAGCUGACGAGGCUCGUAGAGCUGCGCAAGGAGGUCGCGCCCGAGCCGGAGACCGGCGCUGCGGACGCGGACGCCAAGAAGACCCAGUAG
This is a messenger RNA of Lachancea thermotolerans CBS 6340, 1158 nucleotides long. It is a transcript of the gene GSF2, whose product is annotated as Gsf2p. The record is from RefSeq and is a predicted model, not a curated record. NCBI's taxonomy places the organism in Eukaryota, Fungi, Ascomycota, Saccharomycetes, Saccharomycetales, Saccharomycetaceae. The transcript has a single exon. The coding region runs from base 1 to 1158 and encodes 385 amino acids.